UACACGGAAUUGCACGAGAUCGGAAUUGCAGACCAUUUUUUUCCGAAAGACCCUUCAAAUCUUUACGGCUCUUCUAUUUACAAGUUUUAUGCUACUGUUCAACGGUUCUCAAACGGCGAUAGAUGUUCACUCAUGGCGGUUUCUUCCUUUUUAAACAUUAAAAACAUUCGAAUUCUUCUUCGAUGGACGACUACAGAAGCCAUUCUUUUCUUUCUACGAUGAUUUCCUCUUCUGCGACAGCUUAUUUGCACCUUUAUAUGCUUAAUUUGGUUUCAUCAAUCGGCAAUGUGAAUUCUCUGAAAUCAAAAGAAAUUUUCUUCAUCUCUCAUCGUUUCCCGUGACGCAUCACAUGCCUUCUUCAAGAGAGAAUGACGAUGAAGUUUCUAUUUCAAAAAGUUACAGUGGAGAAGAACGAUCUUUAGAUCGUCAGGAACUUGGGCAGCUCCCUCAAGUAGAAAUGAUGGGAUCGUGUUCUUCCAAGAUGAGCUUUAAGCGUGUAAUGUCUUAUCCGUGGAAAUUCCGGAAUUCGCUUAAGAGAACUGGAAGGAGCAAGAGUUUGCAAUCAGUUCUAGAUGGCCCUCGUGAUGUAAACGAAGAACAGCUCGUUGAAUCUUUACGCGAAUUGCUCAAUUCUGAGGGUCAGCUACCGUCGAAACUCAGUGAUUAUCAUACGCUUUUAAGAUUUCUGCGAAUGAAGGGUUUUGAUUUGCAAAAAUCGAAAGAAGCCUAUUUAAACAUGCUCAGGUGGCGUAACGAUUUCAGGGUUGAUGCAAUUCCCAAGGAAUUUAGGUUUGAGGAGUAUGAAGAGGUCAAGAAAUAUUACCCUCAUGGAUAUCAUGGAGUUGAUAGAUCUGGUAGACCAGUAUACAUUGAAAGGACAGGGAUGAUUGAUUUGAAUGCUCUUCUAAAAGCAACUUCACUUGAGCGUCUCCUGAAGAAUCAUGUUGAUGAGCAAGAAAAAACACAGAAUUUGAGAUUCCCAGCUUGUUCAAUUGCAGCUAAGACGCAUAUAUCAUCCACCACAACUAUUCUAGAUGUACAGGGAGUAGGUAUGAAUAACUUUACAAAGCCUGCCAGAGACCUUUUUAUAGAAAUUCAGAAGAUUGACAGCAAUUACUACCCUGAGACUCUACAUCGACUUUUUAUUGUCAAUGCUGGAUCUGGAUUUAGGGUCCUGUGGAAAGCGCUCAAAGCUUUUCUGGAUGUACGUACAGUUCAAAAAGUACAAGUAAUUGGAGGCAACUAUCAAAGUAACCUGGUUGAAGUUAUUGACCAGAGAAAUUUGCCUAGUUUUCUUGGUGGAAAUUGCACAUGUUCUGAGUAUGGAGGGUGCCUAAUUAGUGAUAAAGGACCCUGGAACGAUCCUGAAAUUAAAAAAAAAUUGCAGGAAGUUCCUGAUGUUGAAAUGGAAUACAGUAAUGAAACAAACAAUAUUACAGCUUUGGAAGAGGCUUUGGGUAGUUCCGAAGUUAGUGGUGUCCAUAAUACACCCAAAAGCGAGCAACGUGGUCUAGAGCCAAGCAUGCAGAUGGGAAAUGUGAAUGACCUCGUAUCCCAAAAAAUUCAGGCAUUAGAAGAUGCAGUUAAGGACCUCAAGAUGUCUUUGGCAGGAUUAACAUCAAAACAGGAAGAGCUUGUGAGGCACAUAGAAGAGCUGAAGAAACUGGCCUCACUGAGAGGACCACAGAACACGAAAGCAAUUUAACAGAGGCUGAAGUGCAAUCCCAAGAUUGUGUUGCUUUUGUACUAUGAACUCAGUCAGACAUUUUUACUUGGUGCAUAACCAAUCUACUAGUUAUUUGGUUGACAAGACGACGCAUUUUUCUUUAUAUAAUGGAAAAUUAUGAAAAUUAUAUACUUUGAUUCACAAUAUCCGUACUUCUAAGUGAAAACAUGGUUGCUCUUUUAA
This is a messenger RNA of Macadamia integrifolia, 1909 nucleotides long. RefSeq names its product phosphatidylinositol/phosphatidylcholine transfer protein SFH11. Lineage: Eukaryota; Viridiplantae; Streptophyta; Magnoliopsida; Proteales; Proteaceae. The record is from RefSeq and is a predicted model, not a curated record. The transcript is spliced from 11 exons. The coding region runs from base 350 to 1705 and encodes 451 amino acids.